Molecule: messenger RNA, 2318 nt
Organism: Branchiostoma floridae (Florida lancelet)
Lineage: Eukaryota; Metazoa; Chordata; Leptocardii; Amphioxiformes; Branchiostomatidae
Product: FGGY carbohydrate kinase domain-containing protein-like
Exons: 16
Coding region: 152-1804 (550 amino acids)
Biological process (GO): carbohydrate metabolic process
Molecular function (GO): kinase activity; phosphotransferase activity, alcohol group as acceptor
Source: RefSeq, a predicted model, not a curated record
UACCACGGCUCCACCAUCACGUCUUCCACCGCCAUUUUGUUAGGUAAAGGGUGAAAGGUGAAAGGGUAACGUUCUCUGGCUGGCCAAAGGUCGUUUGGCGCGAAGUCAAACUUCGUUCGUGUUGGAUUUGUGAUAUGCCCUGUAGUUUAGUAUGGGUGACGCGGAACGGUACUAUGUUGGAGUGGAUGUAGGUACGGGUAGUGCACGUGCGGCACUCGUAGACGGAAUAGGACGGGUACGGUCCACGGCAGAACAUCCCAUCCAAACAUGGAACCCACAACCAGACUUCUACCAGCAGUCAUCAGAGGACAUCUGGACUGCCUGUUGCACGGUCGUCAAGAAGGUGACCUCAACAGUGGAUGUGACCCUGGUCCGUGGAGUUGGGUUUGAUGCAACAUGUUCACUGGUCCUGCUGGACACGGAGGGCAACCCUCUCACAGUCAGCAAGUCAGGCGAGAAUGAGCAGAACAUUGUCCUAUGGAUGGACCAUCGAGCCACGAAGCAGGCAGAGAGAAUAAACGCUACCCAUCAUGCCGUACUGAAAUAUGUAGGCGGAGCAAUCUCUCCAGAAAUGGCACCCCCCAAACUACUCUGGCUAAAAGAGAAUAUUGGUGAGGCAUGCUGGGACAAGGCAGGUCACAUGUUUGAGUUACCUGACUAUCUGACAUGGAGGGCUACAGGAAGUACUUCCAGGUCCCUGUGCAGCCUGGUCUGCAAGUGGACGUACUCUGCAUCUGAAGAGUGGAGCGACAGUUUCUGGCAGGAGAUUGGACUGGCAGAUCUUCUUUCAGAUAAAUAUGCAAAAAUUGGCUGUGAAGUGCAGUCGCCUGGUGAGAGGGUAGGAAAGGGGCUGACCAAGUCUGCUGCUGUAGAGCUGGGGCUAGUGGAGGGUACAGCUGUGGGGACCUCACUCAUUGAUGCACACGCAGGAGGACUAGGAAUGGUUGGUGCAGAUGUCAAAGGUCAUGGCCUUCCCUGUGAAAAUCAGCCAAUCACAGCUCGACUCUCCCUCAUAUGUGGCACAUCCUCCUGUCAUAUGGCACUCAGUAAGGAUGCCAUCUUUGUGCCAGGAGUGUGGGGACCUUACUUCUCUGCUAUGGUUCCGGGCCUCUGGCUCAGCGAGGGAGGGCAGAGCGCAACAGGAAAAGUGAUAGACCAUGUUGUAGAGACCCAUGCUGCCUUUCCAGAACUCAAGGAGAAGGCAAACAGCAGUGGCAAGUCUGUCUAUGAAUACCUGAACACGUACCUUGACAGUCUGGCAUCAGACAAGCACCUCUCCUCACCAGCCACCCUAGCCAGCGGUCUCCAGGUGUGGCCAGAUUACCAUGGCAACAGGUCACCCCUUGCCGACCCCUCCCUUACUGGCAUGAUCUGUGGUCUCCGUUUGAGUGCCGGCCUUGAAGACCUUGCACUCCUGUACCUGGCCACAGUGCAGGCCCUGGCAUACGGCACCAGACACAUCCUGGAGGCCCUGCAGGGGGCUGGGCAUGACAUCACCACCCUGUUCAUGUGUGGGGGGCUCAGCAAGAAUCCGCUGUUUGUACAGACUCAUGCUGAUGUCACAGGCCUGCCUGUAGUUCUUCCUGCAGAGCCUGAAUCAGUGCUGAUUGGAGCAGCUAUUCUGGGAGCCUACGCUUCAGGGGACUUUUCAACUAUACAGAGUGCAAUGGGCUGCAUGGCUAAGGUUGGGUCAGUGAUACGACCGAGACUACAGGACAAAAGGUAUCAUGACAAGAAGUAUGCUGUGUUCCUAAAGAUGGUGGAGAACCAGAGAGAAUAUGCCAGCAUCAUGUCUAGUACUUAAGUUGAUACCAAUAGUAUGGUACUGUAUUGUGGUAUCGAGAACUGAUGAACUCACAAGGAAAAUUUUAAAUGCAGUCAAACUUCUUUUAUAGACAUGUGAGGGAUAGAGAUAAAGUCUUUGUUUCGUAGAAGUUUAAUAGAUGGUCAAUAAAAUUGCUCGGACUGAUUCAUAAAUAUGUACAGAUAAAAAUAUUAUGAUGAUAAUAAAACAAGCAGACAUAAUGAGGCCCAUUGGCUCAGUCAAACAUACGUGUUCUUCAUUAUUGUAAUAAUAAUUGCGCUGAUCAACCAAUAUGAACUAGAAAGGUAACAUUUGCUUGGUUAAUACAUAGUACUUAUACCUUUUCAUGGUCUGGCCUAACAAAGCACUGCCCUGUUAAUUCUUACUCAAGCACAUAUGGUGACCAGCCCCUCCAGCUCUGUCCUACCACUUGCUACACAUGUAAUUGGAAAGGGGCAAGGUUAAAUCAAGUGCAGCCUGCCCCUGUGAGGAAGACCCCCAAACCCUACAUCAC